GGAGGGUCAGUUCUGAAAUCUUACCUGACUUGUACUGUCUUGAAGCUUCCCAAGAAGAGCUAAUGCUCGCUUCAUUUGGUUCUUCUGAGUUACCUACUACCACCCUCGCGGCAUUGCCGAAGCUCUCCCAUUUAAGGCCCUCUUUCAGGGCCCUUGGGUGCUUGACCACUGAGAAAGCAAAGAGAAGUAUUGGAUCAAUGGGGCUUACCACCAUUCUUCUGGCUUGCAGUUUUGUAGCCAUAAUGACUUCUUCUCCAACAAAUGCACAAACUACCCCAGCACCAUUUCUCCCUCCUUCUCCGGCACCUGCCCCUGCUCCACACUUUGUAAACCUUGCCGAUCUGCUCUCCGUCGCCGGUCCUUUCCAUACCUUCCUCAACUAUAUUGAACAAACUCAAGUCAUCCAAACCUUCCAAAACCAAGCUAACAACACCAAACAAGGCAUCACCAUCUUUGUUCCAAAGGACUCAUCCUUCUCAUCACUUAAAAAGACUACAUUCUCCAACCUUACCCAAGACCAACUUAAGACCCUCCUCCUCUACCAUGCCUUCCCCAAAUUCUACUCCCUGUCUGAAUUCAACAACCUUAGUGCUUUGAAUCCUGUGAGCACAUUUGCUGGCGGCGCAUACACUCUGAACCUCACUGAUAAUUCUGGACUUAUUCAUGUCGCUUCUACAUGGUCGAAUCCAAAGAUAACCAGCGGCGUGUACACAACCCCGCCUGUCGCAAUUUAUGAGGUUGACAAGGUUCUACUUCCAAUGGCAAUCUUCAGAACUAAUCCACCUCUAGCACCAGCUCCAGCCCCAGCUCCAGACGCUACGAAGCCAUCAGAUUUAGGUCCAUCAAGCCGGAACGGAAUCGGGUCUUCUCCCAAAUCUUCCGAAUCCUCGACCACUGAAAGUUCUGCAUGCAGCAUUAGCCUCAGCCUGUUCAUUUACUUGGUCAUGGCAAUUUCCAGUCUCUUGAUGUUUAUGCUGUGAGAAUGCCCUGAGUUAUAGUGAUGAAGGACAUGCAGUGCUUUGGCUGUGGCUCUAUUUUCUUUCAUUUCAUGUUCAUUUUUUUCAACAGAGUAGUUAUGUUGUUGAAAUGGGAUUUCAGACAUGCAAUAUGUUAAAGUUACCAUUGUUUCAUUGUAUUUUUUGUUUUAUGUAAUGGCAUGGAAGAAAUUUUCUUAA
This is a messenger RNA of Phoenix dactylifera (date palm), 1175 nucleotides long. RefSeq names its product fasciclin-like arabinogalactan protein 7. Gene Ontology annotation, biological process: plant-type secondary cell wall biogenesis. NCBI's taxonomy places the organism in Eukaryota, Viridiplantae, Streptophyta, Magnoliopsida, Arecales, Arecaceae. The record is from RefSeq and is a predicted model, not a curated record. Gene Ontology annotation, cellular component: plasma membrane.